AUGCUGGAGCAGUGCAGUGAGCGGCUAGAUAAGGGCACUCCAGGUUCUCCAAACCCCGCCGCCUGCUCUCUUCUCGCCAUGACUGAGCGGAAGCAACCAGAACCAACGCCCUUCAGACUCUUCGAUCUACCGCAGGAGGUCCAGGACCAAAUUCUCUGGAUCCACAUCCGCGAUAUCCGGCGGCUACGAAGAUGGUCAGACACCAGAGAUAUGUUCUUAUUGCCUCGAGUCAGCCUAAAUAUCAAGCUUGCGAAAGGACCUAUGCUUGAAGGCGCGGUAUAUGCGAUGCUCGCCAUGACACAUCAAUGCAUCCAUUUGAGCGAGACAAUGCACGGGAGACAGAUCACAGCUUCUCCAACAUUUUUGCCCGAUCAGUGGAGGGCUGAUGAGUGUUCCAGACUCUGGUCGUUCCACGGGAGCCUGUAUGGUAAGCUUACGUUCGGCGAGCUGGGCGACUACUGUGUCCAAGUCUACAUCGGCCGCGAGUAUAAGAAGGGCUAUCACGUUACUUGGAGGCAUCUGGAGCAUUUGGGUGAGUCUUCCUACCGUAGCUUAGGCCAACCGGGCCCCUCGCAGGCUCAGUAUGACGCUAUGGUUGGGAGGGUCGAAAGCGCGAUCGCGAACACGGUUGAGGAACGGGAGAAGAGGGACGGUGUCAAAGGUUUCUCGGUGCAUGGCAGAGAGAUGGUCGCUGAUGCGCUUCAUUUCGGUGGUCAUGAUGACUCUCAGGACGUGCUUACGAAGUGA
Molecule: messenger RNA, 747 nt
Organism: Recurvomyces mirabilis
Lineage: Eukaryota; Fungi; Ascomycota; Dothideomycetes; Mycosphaerellales; Teratosphaeriaceae
Exons: 2
Coding region: 1-747 (248 amino acids)
Source: RefSeq, a predicted model, not a curated record